Molecule: messenger RNA, 1617 nt
Organism: Cicer arietinum (chickpea)
Lineage: Eukaryota; Viridiplantae; Streptophyta; Magnoliopsida; Fabales; Fabaceae
Product: sulfite exporter TauE/SafE family protein 3-like
Biological process (GO): protein ubiquitination
Cellular component (GO): Cul4A-RING E3 ubiquitin ligase complex; membrane
Source: RefSeq, a predicted model, not a curated record
AUGAUGAUGGCUUUGUAUGGAUCAAAAAAGGUGCCUGGAAGAAGGGUUCUCAUGAUUUGUUUUCUUCUUCCAAUUAUUCUUUCAGCCUAUGUAACUUCUUCUCAAGAAACAACACCACCUUCCAAUGUGACCAAUGGAGUUGAUGGUAAUAACAAUCAUCAUGCACAAGAAUUAUACCAUCAUGUUUGGCCGAAAAUGAAAUUUGGGUGGAGAAUAAUAGUGGGCACUAUAAUUGGAUUUCUAGGAUCAGCAUUUGGGACUGUGGGAGGUGUUGGUGGGGGUGGUAUUUUCUUGCCCGUGCUUACCCUUAUUGUUGGAUUCGAUGCAAAAUCAGCAACAGCAAUAUCUAAAUUCAUGAUUACUGGUGGAGCUGGAGCAACUAUUUUCUACAACUUGAAGCAAAGACACCCAACCCUUGAACUACCUGUGAUUGACUAUGAUUUAGCACUUCUUUUCCAACCAAUGUUGAUGCUUGGAAUCAGUCUUGGAGUUCUUUGCAAUGUCAUUUUUCCUAAUUGGCUGAUGACAUUGUUGCUAAUCUUAUUUUUCUCAAUAAUUUCAGUUAAUGCUUUCUUAAAGGGUGCUGAGACAUAUAAAAAAGAAACCCUCGUUAUAAAGGAAGCUAGGGUAAAUUCACAAUUAAAUGAUAUUAGGACAGGAGAAGCAGGAGAGUCAGUCAAUGAAAGUCAAACCAAUACCAAUCUACCAAGGAAAAAGGUUUCUCUUAUUGAGAAUGUUUAUUGGAAGGAACUUGGACUUCUUCUCUCUGUCUGGUUCAUGAUACUUGCAUUAGAAAUAGGAAAAAAUUACACAACAAUUUGCUCGGUGGUAUACUGGAUAUUGAAUCUACUUCAGAUACCAAUAACUGUGGGAGUGAGUUCAUAUGAGGCUGUGCUAUUAUACAAAGGGAAAAGAGUUAUAGCUUCCAAGGGAGAUCAACAAACAAAAUGGGGUGUGCUUCGGUUAGUUCUAUAUUGUAUAUGUGGCAUUGUUGCUGGUGUAGUUGCUGGCUUGCUUGGUCUUGGUGGAGGAUUUAUCUUGGGGCCACUUUUUCUUGAAUUAGGAGUCCCUGCUCAGGUGGCGAGUGCUACAUCCACUUUUGCAAUGACAUUUUCUGCGUCAAUGUCUGUGGUGGAAUAUUACCUUCUCAAACGCUUUCCUGUGCCAUAUGCUCUUUACUUUGUAGCUAUAGCCUUAGUUGCUGCAAUAGUUGGACAGGUUGUUAUUAAAAAGCUUGUUGCCUUAUCAGGGAGAGCAUCAGUCAUCAUUUUUAUCCUAGCCUUCACACUUCUUGUGAGUGGAAUAGCACUAGGUGCAACAGGCAUAGCAAAUCUGGUUGAAAGGCUUGAGAAGAAAGAGUACGUGGGGUUUGAUAGCCUUUGUGUGGCCCCGAUUCGGGGUUGAAGUUAAAUAUGUGUUUGGAAAUUAGCAUUUCUCCCGCAAGCGCGUUUGAUUGUAAAUUAUCUUGGUUCCAAUAUUCCUAACAUGUAUUUCUUUUUUACAGUCCAAACAUUUAUUAUAUACUAUUAAAUAAUACUAGUAUCAAAUAAUCUGUAACAAGAUCAGUUAAGGAUCUAUGAAGAUAAGUUUAAAUUAUUCAUCAACCUUCGUAAAUUA